AUGGCUAACCCCAUCGUCCGCUUCCUGUCGCGCAUUUUCAGGAGCAACGAUUUGGUGAUAUUAAAUGGGCUGGUUGCUCUAGGCACCACAGGUGGCCAGGAGGUCUUCUCCUUGUUGGCCUUCCAGUGCCCUUGCGCACCAGUUCAGAAUUUCUGGUACGGGCUGAUGGCCACCUUGGGGCCCGCCUUGUUGCUCUUCUUCAUCAGCAUCAUCCUCAACAACCAAACCAGGAACCUGGUGGACGGCGAGUUUGUGGACCCGUCCUCGCUCACGGCUGAGAAAGAGAGCUUCCCUCUCUCCCACGCCACGCAGAUCCUGGCCAGGUUCCCUUGCGGGGAGAGCCCUGACAACCUGUCUGGGUUCCGGGAGGAGGUGAGCCGCAGGCUCAAGUUUGAGUCUCAGUUUUUUGGGUGGCUGCUCAUCUGCACAGUGGCCGUGGUGGUGUUCCUGGUUAAGUGUCUCAAGGCCUGCUGCCUGAAGCUCGGCUACCAACAGGAGGCCUACAGGGCCCGCUACCUCGCCAACGAAAAGCAGCUCUUCCGACUCACGGCCGAGGCGCACUCGCUCACGCUGGCAGCCAAUAACGUGAAGCAGUUCUUCGGCUUCAUGGAGCUCAACAAGAGGAACGAGGGACUGAUGGACAAGAACCCCCAGCAAGGCACACAGCGGAGUCUACCUUGGGACAAAAUCACUGACAGCUCCAAGUAUCAGGAGAAGCCUGAAAUCCCCCCCUACAGCCGCCUGCACAAGUGGGCCAUCGAGCAGUCUGGCAUCAACCCAGAGUUCAAUAUGACCCCACUUCUCUAUCCUCAGCCCCAUGGUGCUGCCAGCCCAACCUCCGACCAUUGA
This is a messenger RNA of Sorex araneus (European shrew), 849 nucleotides long. Its product is annotated as calcium homeostasis modulator protein 2-like. NCBI's taxonomy places the organism in Eukaryota, Metazoa, Chordata, Mammalia, Eulipotyphla, Soricidae. Gene Ontology annotation, molecular function: monoatomic cation channel activity. Bases 1 to 849 code for a protein of 282 amino acids. The transcript has 3 exons. The record is from RefSeq and is a predicted model, not a curated record.